Talpa occidentalis (Iberian mole) is the source of this 1529-nucleotide messenger RNA. RefSeq names its product protein phosphatase, Mg2+/Mn2+ dependent 1H (gene PPM1H). The record is from RefSeq and is a predicted model, not a curated record. Gene Ontology annotation, biological process: protein dephosphorylation. NCBI's taxonomy places the organism in Eukaryota, Metazoa, Chordata, Mammalia, Eulipotyphla, Talpidae. Gene Ontology annotation, molecular function: protein serine/threonine phosphatase activity.
AUGCUCACGCGGGUCAAGGCGGCCGUGGCCAACCUCAUGGGCGGCAUCAUGGCCGGCGGCGCGGGCCCCGAGCUCGGCGGCGGCGCGGACCUGCCGCUGCGCUUCCCCUACGGGCGCCCCGAGUUCCUGGGGCUGUCGCCGGACGAGGUGGAGUGCAGCGCCGACCACAUCGCGCGGCCCAUCCUCACGCUCAAGGAGACGCGCCGGCUGCCCUGGGCCACCGGCUACGCGGAGGUCAUCAACGCGGGGAAGAGCACGCACAACGAAGACCAGGCCAGCUGCGAGGUGCUCACGGUGAAGAGGAAAGCAGGGGCGGCCCCCCCAACCCCAAACAGACACUCGUCCCGCAGGAGGUCCUCGCUCCCCAACGGGGAGGGGCUGCAGCUGAAGGAGAACGCGGAGUCCGAGGGCGUGUCCUGCCACUACUGGUCGCUGUUCGACGGGCACGCGGGCUCGGGGGCGGCCGUGGUGGCGUCGCGCCUGCUGCAGCGGCACGUGGCGGAGCAGCUGCGCGACGUGGUGGACAUCCUGCGCAACGUGGCCGCGCUGCCGCCCGCCUGCCUGGGCGAGGAGCGGGAGGGCGCGCCGGCCGGGCGCACGCUGACCCGGGCCGCGUCCCUGCGCGCAGGUGUGGGCGCCCCCGGCUCCCCUGGCGCCCCCCCGUCCCGCUUCUUCACCGAGAAGAAGAUCCCGCACGAGUGCCUGGUGGUCGGCGCCCUGGAGAGCGCCUUCAAGGAGAUGGACCUGCAGAUCGAGCGGGAGCGGAGCUCGUACAACAUCUCGGGCGGCUGCACGGCGCUCAUCGUGGUCUGCCUCCUGGGCAAGCUGUACGUGGCCAACGCCGGGGACAGCAGGGCCAUCAUCAUCAGGAACGGAGAGAUCAUCCCCAUGUCCUCCGAGUUCACCCCCGAGACGGAGCGCCAGCGGCUGCAGUACCUGGCGUUCAUGCAGCCGCACCUGCUGGGGAACGAGUUCACGCACCUGGAGUUCCCGCGGCGCGUGCAGAGGAAGGAGCUCGGGAAGAAGAUGCUGUACCGGGACUUCAACAUGACCGGCUGGGCUUACAAAACCAUUGAGGACGAUGACUUGAAGUUCCCCCUCAUAUAUGGCGAAGGCAAGAAGGCCCGGGUGAUGGCGACCAUCGGCGUGACCAGGGGGCUCGGGGACCACGACCUCAAGGUGCACGACUCCAACAUCUGCAUCAAGCCGUUCCUGUCCUCGGCGCCGGAGGUGAGAAUUUAUGACCUCGCCAAAUACGAGCACGGGGCAGACGACGUGCUGAUCCUGGCCACCGACGGGCUCUGGGACGUCCUGUCCAACGAGGAGGUGGCGGAAGCGAUCGCCCAGUUCCUGCCCAACUGCGACCCCGACGACCCUCACAGGUACACGCUGGCGGCGCAGGACCUGGUGAUGCGCGCGGGCGUGCUCAAGGACCGCGGCUGGCGCAUCGCGCACGACCGGCUGGGCUCGGGCGACGACAUCUCCGUCUACGUCAUCCCCCUGGCCCCCGGGAACGCGCCGUCGUGAGG